Messenger RNA from Eruca vesicaria subsp. sativa (arugula), 2478 nucleotides. The record is from the annotation of a GenBank genome assembly. Lineage: Eukaryota; Viridiplantae; Streptophyta; Magnoliopsida; Brassicales; Brassicaceae.
UAUACAAAUUUGAAGGGGUAGGACCGAGAUUAAAAUUUCCUUGCCGAGGCAAAGCCUCUUGCAAAGAAAGGAGACUGAUUUUUUGGAGGAGUUACUGGCCUUCCAUAACUCUUCCUGCCUAAUCAUUCUUCGUGCCCACUUAGAGUUUUUAGUCAUCCAAGGUGUAUCAUUGAUCUCUCCUUCCUCGACUUCUUCCUUAGAUAAUACAGACUCCUUAGUGACAUCAACCGUAGUAGCCACACCAACUGAUUUAAUCACUAUUAAAUCCUCUACUAUCUCUUCUACCGGUGAGGCCACACUGACUUGCUGUACAUGAUUCUCAACACACGAAGCACUACGACCUCUAGCCCUUGAACGCGAUCUAUUCCUUCUCUUAGAUUUCUUCAACAACCUCAAGCUUUCCUCUUCAGCCACUUCAGAGCUCUGAACAUGGGUUUUAGAAGCUGAGUGAGAACAAACUUUAUCUUCUAACGGAGCAGUAGUGACAGUUGAGUCUAGAGGAGCACUAUCUUCUUUGAGACCUUCCAACUGAAUGACUGUCGAAGUUGUCACAAUCUGAGCUUCACUUUUUGUUUUACGAGCUUUCUGAAUGUUACUAGCUAUUCUCUUCUUCAUUAAUGGCUUAGGGCACCUGUUGAGGAGAUGUCCAAAUUUUUCACAAUUGCAACACUUCGGAGGUAAGCUUGGGUACACAACGUUAAUGUUCACUGAGUUUCCAAGCGUAUCCCUAACCAACACCGAAUCUGGAGGCGGGUGAUCGAGAAUGAUCUCAAUCUUAACCUUUGUGUCCCCAAAGCAGUAUGGUUCGAGUCUGGACUUUUCUGUAUGCAACGGCUCUCCAAUAGCACUUGCCACUACGCUGAUUCCAUCCAGAGAGUAAAGCUGCGGCGGAACAUUCUUCAGAAUCCCCCACGUAGGAGCAGACUUAAGCUCUAGAGAAUCAAAGUUUCCAUCGAUUGACCAGGGAAACACAUAAAACGCACAAUGAUCCGCUUGCCAGUAGCCCACCUGUAGAACCCAUUCUCGGGUUUGAACAGAAGGAAUGUAGAUGAGACAGGAGGUAUCCGAUACUUUGUGAAGACUGAUGUUGCCAAAUUUACCCCAAACCGGAUUUAGGUCAGCAUAAAUUUUGUCUCGAGGUGGCAACGUUCCAUGAAAUUGAGCUACUAUGUGUUCCUUCCACAUCUCUGCUGUCUGAAGUAAAACCUCCGGCGGCGCCUGAACAACUGGGGUACCAUCCUCCAAAAACGUCGGGUCCGAGAUUUUUCUAAGAUUCCUGAGAGAUGAUUUGAAUCUUUCAGUGUAAGAAGGAACAUGGAGUGAAGGAAUACACAGAGGAAUUGAGGUAGCCUGGAGAAUUUCAGAUGAAACCAAGGAUUCAGAAUUGGAUCUGGGAGGAGAAGGAGCCCUGAUUUCUUGAACAGAGGACGACGCUGCAACGCCAUCUGGAAGAGACAUAUCCAAGACCUAAGAUAGAGAGAAAUUGGAAGAAGAAAAGAAGAGGGGGAUAUUCUCGACCCCCAGCGAGAGGCCAGCAGACGGCGGAGAUACGGUGUAGAUGUUAGUAUGAACACUCACUUAAAAGCAUUGAAACUCACUUUGAAAUGGAAGAAUCCAGUCUCAUUAGACCACUUAAGUGUCAGGGGAAACAACAUUCGCUAUUAUAUUCUUCCAGACAGCUUAAAUCUCGAGACUUUACUGGUCGAAGACACACCACGAAUCAAACCGAAAAAACCAACUGCAGGAAAGAUCCCACCAGGUGGUCGUGGGCGUGGGCGUGGAAGAGGAGGACGUGGUGGCCGUGGUGGUCGUUAAGCAUUUUGCAGUGAUCCGAAGUAUGAUCUAUCUUGUUAUCUUUUAACUUUUCAUGAUUUUGUGAUUUGAUACGUUAUUCCCAUACUCAUCAAACACGAAAACAAUUAAUUUCGUUUAUUACUGAGUUCAUUACUUUAUUACACAAUCUGAUACAACUCAAAGGUUAGUUCGAGAUUUUUGGUUUUGACCUUUUCCAAGAAUCUGGACAAAGUCAAAGAUUAAACUAAGACAGUACCGGUCAUCACAGUCACAGCUUUGCCUGUGAGCAAGACCCUCUGCUUCUCCUUAUCAUAAUGAACCUUCAGUUCUCCACUCCUACGCGAAGCCUACAAAAACAUUUGCUGAAUCAUUAAACUGUGUGGGGCUUCAUAGCUUUCAAACUGUUAGCAAGUUACAGAGAGAAAGAGGAGUCACAGUGUAGGCGACGAAAUCACAUUUGUUCAUCUUGAGACUCCAGUAAUGUGCUAAAGCACAAUGCGCACUUCCACAUGCAGAGUCAUGAAGGAACAAGAGAAGAGGUUUAGUUUCUUAACCUCAAUGAGCCCUAGUUUAGGAGCAAAGAGUCGACUGCAGAAAUCAUACACAGAUCCUUCAGGAGCAGCAGCGGUAACAAUCAUCACUUUGCCUGGGCAUUUCUUGAUAUCAUCAGUUCUUGGCUGCAAC